This is a messenger RNA of Lasiodiplodia theobromae, 804 nucleotides long. Its product is annotated as Succinate fumarate mitochondrial transporter. The record is from RefSeq and is a predicted model, not a curated record. NCBI's taxonomy places the organism in Eukaryota, Fungi, Ascomycota, Dothideomycetes, Botryosphaeriales, Botryosphaeriaceae. Bases 1 to 804 code for a protein of 267 amino acids. The transcript is spliced from 2 exons. Gene Ontology annotation, biological process: succinate transport; fumarate transport.
AUGCAGCUGCUGCGCAAAGACGCUACUUCUGGGACUAACAGGCUCGGGAUUGGCAGUACAUUCUCCCGCAUAGUCCGUUCGGAAGGCCUGUUUGCACUGUACAAAGGCUUUGAUGCCGUGUUGAUCGGAAUGGGACCAAAGAUGGCGGUUCGCUUCGCCUCGUUUGAAGCCUACAAGACAUCACUGCAGUCUCUCUCCGGUGAGCUCAACCGAACAGCCAUCUUCGCAGCCGGUCUUGGUGCGGGUGUCACUGAGGCGAUCUUGGUCGUCAGUCCCAUGGAGGUCGUCAAGAUCAGACUGCAGGGCCAGAACAGCGUUCCGGGCAUCGGAGGGGCUGCGGCAUUGCCGCAGUACCGAAACGCCCUUCACGCGGCCGUGUCUGUUGCAUGGCAUGAGGGCAUCGGUGCCCUAUACCAAGGCGUGGCUCUCACGGCACUUCGCCAGGGGACCAACCAAGCGGCAAACUUCAGCGUUUACACUGCGUUGAAAGCCAGACUCGCGCAGUAUCAACCCUCGGGCAGGGACCCUCCAAGCUAUCAGACGGCGGCAAUUGGACUAAUCUCGGGUGCUGUUGGCCCUCUUUGCAACGCACCAAUUGACACGAUCAAAACUCACAUGCAAAACUCCGUCAGGAUUUCAGGCGAGAGCGGGCUACAGAAGGGAAUGUUCAUUACAAUGGAGCUUCUUCAGAGGGAGGGACUGCGUGCAUUCUACAAGGGAAUUACUCCACGAGUCAUCAGGGUGGCGCCUGGACAGGCUGUCACCUUUACUGUGUAUGAAUUCGUGAAGAAGCAGCUGGAGUGA